AUGGCCAACUCUAAGGAUACUACAUCCAAGGUCUUAUGUGCGCGUGACGGUGACAUGAGCACAAACAACAAACGGCGUGGAAGAAGCGGUUCCAGUUGUUCUGUGUCUGGAGUGCCUGCUUUCGUAAACGCCCCGACCGCAAUGUCCGCUGAUCUCGCAUCUCUAUUUGAGUGUCCAGUUUGUUUAGAUUAUAUCUUACCUCCAAUAUUGCAAUGUGAGAGCGGGCAUCUCGCCUGCUCCAGUUGCCGACCAAAGCUGUCAUGCUGCCCCACCUGCCGUGGGCACCUCGGUUACAUACGAAACCUUGCCAUGGAAAAAGUUGCUAAUUUUAUCAUGUUUCCGUGUAAAUAUUCUAAUUCUGGUUGUACUGUCACUCUUGUGCACACAGAAAAAGCGGAACAUGAAGAAGCUUGUGAAUUCAGACCAUACUCGUGCCCUUGUCCAGGUGUAUCAUGUUCGUGGCAAGGUGGAUUGGAUCAAGUGAUGCCCCAUCUAAUAAUGUCUCAUAAACAUAUCACAACCCUGCAGGGAGAAAACAUUGAAUUCUUAGCCGACAUUAACUUGCCAGGAGCAAUCAACUAUGUUAUGAUGCAGUCUUGUUUCAACCACCAUUUCAUGUUAGUACUUGGAAAACAAGAGAAAUUUUAUGGACAUCAGCAAUUUUUUGUUAAAGUACAACUUAUUGGAACACUCAAAGAAGCAGAAAAUUUUGCGUAUCGAUUGGAAUUAAAAGGACAUCGUCGUCGUCUUACCUGGGAAGCGAUGCCUAGAUCCAUUGAUGACGAAGUUUCUUCAGACAUAAUGAAUUCCGACUGUCUCGUAUUUGAUACCUCUCUUGCACAACUAUUUGCUGACAAUGGGAAUCUUCGAAUAAAUGUAACAAUAUCAAUCGUCUAG
Molecule: messenger RNA, 897 nt
Organism: Diatraea saccharalis (sugarcane borer)
Lineage: Eukaryota; Metazoa; Arthropoda; Insecta; Lepidoptera; Crambidae
Source: the annotation of a GenBank genome assembly